UGUCAAUCUGCCAUCUGCCCCUCCUCUUGUCUUCUAGCCAUCCUUGGCUGAGAGACUCUCUAUCAUGGCCUCAGGGACCCAUAAAAAGUCUCACCAGAGUAAGAAGAGUAGGAGCAAGGCCCAGGAGAAAUUUGCCAACAUGUUUCCAUACAGGCUGUCUUGGCUGACGGAGCCCAGCCCAGAGGCCCUGCAAAACUGGGAGGCCACAAGCAGCCUGGCCAAGGAGCAGCUGCCCCUGCAGAAGAGGCUGGUACCCACGCGGUCCAUCCCAGUUCGAGGGCUUGGCGCUCCAGAUUUUACACAAUCGUCCAGCCCCCCGCCACCACCGUCUCCACUGUGCUACCUCUGGGAACUCAAGUUACUGAACCACCGCUUCUCCAGACAAGGUGCCCCCAGGCUGGGCCCCGCUCCAGCAGAUUCUGAGCACCCCUACACCAAUGAGGCACCAGGCCUGUCCACAGGCCUCUACUAG
Nycticebus coucang (slow loris) is the source of this 472-nucleotide messenger RNA. It is a transcript of the gene C8H3orf22, whose product is annotated as chromosome 8 C3orf22 homolog. The record is from RefSeq and is a predicted model, not a curated record. The transcript is spliced from 3 exons. NCBI's taxonomy places the organism in Eukaryota, Metazoa, Chordata, Mammalia, Primates, Lorisidae. Bases 65 to 472 code for a protein of 135 amino acids.